AUGGCGGACGAGCCGAGCUCCUCGGGACGUCGUGAUCGCGAGGAACGGAGUGCCGACGAGUCGGCCUCCCUGAUAGAUACCGUGACCGACCCAUUGCUGGAAUGGGUGGGUGACGAGCCGCGGGGGACAGCGUCGAUAUAUAGCCGGGAUGACCGACAUCCAUUCACUGUUAUUGAAGAGGGUCACGACCAGCCCGACUUCCAGCAGAAUUUCGUGGUCAUGCUCCCGUCGACCAAUGCAAGAAUUUGCUCGGUGUAUCCGAACUACAGCUUCGCGAUGUAUGAGAUCGCGUUUAAAGACUUAGGGCUGCGGCUGCCGUUCACAGAUUUUCAGGCCGGGGUCUUUAUGCAUUUGGAGCUGUCCCCGUCCCAGCUACACCCGAACUCUCUUGCCUUCAUCCGGGCGUUUGAGUUGACGUGUCGCUACUUAAGGAUAGGGGCGACCAUCCCUCUUUUCUUUCGGGUAUUUCACCUGCAGCGUCAGUCCCGAGGAGGGAAGCACAGCUGGGUGUCCCUGAAGCAGUCGAGGAGACUGUUUAAGAUGUAUAUGGACUCCGUGAGGGGGUUCAAGGACAAGUGGUAUGUGGUACGCCCUAUUACCGACUCUGCUGUAGAUUCCCUUUUCGAGGAGGAGGGGCCAGUCAGCGAUGAUGACGGGGAAGCGAUGGUGGCCGACGACGGGAGCCCCGUGUUAGGUCGUAGGGCUAAGUUCCCGGUGUACUGGAUGUCCCGACACUACGAGCAUGGGACAGGUUAUUUCCAUACCGCAGUCGGGGAUAUGUGCACGGAAGAUCAGCGGGCGUACGAGGUUCUUUGCCGGUUUGUCGACAGUUUUCAUCCCGCCCAAUGGGUUACGCGGGAAGGGAAUGAUAUCCUCGACAAAGACGGUUACCCGACGUUCGAGUCUCGCCCGAUCGACACCAAGGCGCUGGUGGAAUGUCCGACAUAUAGGCAGGCAGCCCGCCUGUUAGGUUGUUUGCUUGAAAUUCUUUAUUCGUCAUUUAUUUAUGCAAUCUGCUCGAUACUGACUUUUCCUUUAUUUCGUGCAGGUUCGAUGGCUAGCCGACAUGAAAGGCUCCUGAAAUUGUCAAACGACCAGAGACGAGGCAGGAGGGUCGUGAAGCCCCCGCAGAUGACGAGGAUGGGACCACCACAAAGCCCGAACGCUCCCCAGCCGGUGAGGGUGGACUCGACGUCGAGCUCGGGGCCCGCGUCAGAUCCAGAGGUCGAGGAGAUUGAUCCCAGUGCUGUUUUGACGCAGAGGAAGAGGACCCGCGUGGAAGGCGGUUCGACUGUCGGGGAGGAUGCCGGUGAUGUUCAAUCUUUUGCCUUCCCCCCUUGCUUCGAAGAGGCGGGCUUUUUCGAGCGAUUUCCUCCGACAGUGGUCGCCCAUGAAGCUGAGGCCAUAAAGAAGAUGACUAAAGAGGAGAGGAAGUCGUAUCUGGCCGCCAGCGUGGACGGGCUGGUGAAAAUGGCCGAAAUGGCUUUGGUGUUAUCUGAGGAUGCAGGGGAUGCUGCUCGUGUCGAAGAGCUCGAGCAGGAGAAGGCGGCCUUGACUGCGAGCUCGCGGAAGUUGAAGGUCGCUCUGGAACGCUCCGAGGGGAUGUUCCGAGAGCAGACCGCGAUACUUGAUGCCGAGAGGGAGAUGCUGACCCUGGAAAAGGAGAAGUCGGGGAGGUUGACUGAGGAAGGGGAGUUGCUCUGGACCGACAGGGAUCGCUUGGCUGCUGAGGUCGAACGCCUGGGUAAACAGGUUGAGGAAAUGAAUGUUGUCCUGCAACCUGCCGAAGAUGAGCCCGAGGAUAUAGAAGCCUUGAAGAGUCGGGCGGAGCUGGUCGCCCACAUCCGGCUCCUCGAGGUGGACUGCGUCGGUGCUCUGGAGGACGGGUUCAAUUCUGCGGUCGAUCAGCUCUCAUUGCUAAACCCUGGCCUGAUCACCGAGGGUAUCGGACACACACACCGGGUUGUAGGUGGCGCGAUCAUUCCUCCGCCCGACUCUCCCAGCGUCGACAACGAUGAUUUCGUGGAAGUUGAGUAG
Vicia faba (fava bean) is the source of this 2037-nucleotide messenger RNA. The record is from the annotation of a GenBank genome assembly. NCBI's taxonomy places the organism in Eukaryota, Viridiplantae, Streptophyta, Magnoliopsida, Fabales, Fabaceae.